This is a messenger RNA of Onychostoma macrolepis, 2433 nucleotides long. RefSeq names its product GATA binding protein 5 (gene gata5). Gene Ontology annotation, molecular function: zinc ion binding; DNA-binding transcription factor activity, RNA polymerase II-specific; RNA polymerase II cis-regulatory region sequence-specific DNA binding. Lineage: Eukaryota; Metazoa; Chordata; Actinopteri; Cypriniformes; Cyprinidae. The record is from RefSeq and is a predicted model, not a curated record. The coding region runs from base 567 to 1718 and encodes 383 amino acids. Gene Ontology annotation, cellular component: nucleus. Gene Ontology annotation, biological process: negative regulation of transcription by RNA polymerase II; cardiac muscle tissue development; cell fate commitment. The transcript has 8 exons.
CACCAGCAACAGCUUUGGGCUAUCCUGUAUUUUAAGCAUUUAUUUAGAGAGGAACCGCACACAAGGUAAUGAAGGGCAUCGAUCCAGCUUGCUUUAUUAACGGGACGGGCUUCUGAAGCGCUAAUAGGACGCCACUUAUUCUGUGGAGGUUUAAUUAGCCUCGCGCGGAAAAUGUGCUUACUGCGCGCGCUGCCACUCGGCCGUCACCUCGCGCCCCGCACACACGCUCAUUUCACGGGCCGCUGGGACCGAGAUCAAGACAGCGAGGCCCUUCUUCAUUCCAGCGUUCAUUAAAGAGACGGCUACCAACAACUUCGACAGGCUGAUCAAAGCAUGGUCGAAUCUUAUUCUUGGACGUGUAAUAAUGUUUUAACAGAUGUAGAAGAACUGAAGAAGUUUCAAGCAACCAGAACGGUGUCGUGAAAGGAGUGAAUUCUUUUUUCUGAGGCCGCUGCUCACCAAACCGUUACAUUGGAGAUUUUGGACUUUAUCGAGGCUUUUACUGCAAUUUGGGCUAAUUCUAAGAUUUCACAACUUGAAAGGAUAGCUUAGUCAUUGGAUACAUCAUGUAUUCGAGUCUGGCUUUAUCUUCCAACCCGUCCCCCUACGCACACGAUUCCGGGAACUACAUCCAUCCGUCUGCUAGCUCACCUGUGUAUGUGCCCACCACCCGUGUACCUGCCAUGCUCCAGACCCUGCCCUACCUACAGACGUGUGAGUCUUCGCAUCAAGCCCACGGGCUCGGCAGUCACCACGCCUGGCCACAGACUGGCACGGAGAAUUCCUCUUUUAACCCAGGCAGCCCUCAUCCUCCUCCCGGUUUCUCUUAUUCGCACAGCCCGCCGGUAAGCAGCAGCACCGGCAGGGACGCGGCGUACCAGAAUCCGCUGGUGUUGGGUAACAGCGGCCGUGCAGAUCAAUAUGGAAGUGCCCUGGUGCGCUCCGUCGGUGGCUCCUACUCCAGUCCGUACGCGGCCUACAUGAGCCCAGAGAUGGCAACCUCGUGGACGCCAGGGCCCUUCGACGGCGGCAUGAUCGGUCUUCAGGGACGCCAGGGAACUCUACCGGGAAGGAGGUCCAGUUUAGACAUGCUGGAAGAGCUGCCGGGUGAAGGGCGUGAGUGUGUGAACUGUGGCUCCAUCUCAACGCCGCUGUGGAGGAGAGACGGUACCGGACAUUACCUGUGCAAUGCGUGCGGCCUCUACCACAAGAUGAACGGCAUCAAUCGACCCCUAAUCAAACCACAGAAACGCCUGCAAAGCACAUCACGACGAGCAGGUCUGUGUUGCACUAACUGUCAUACCAGUACGACCACGCUGUGGAGGAGAAACGCAGAGGGAGAGCCCGUCUGCAACGCCUGUGGACUGUACAUGAAGCUCCACGGGGUACCAAGGCCAUUAGCAAUGAAGAAAGAAAGCAUUCAGACGAGAAAACGCAAACCAAAGAUGCCCAAAACCAAAGCAUCCUCAGGGUCAACAGUGUCUGGCGCUACGUCUCCCACUUCAUUGCCUGCAUCAGAGAACGCCUCUACAAUAAAGAGUGAACCCAAUAUCGCAGCUUCACCGUAUGCAGGCCAAACUGUUGUCUCAGUCACACAAGCAUCGACACAGUUGGACAGUACCAGUUCAGGACAUGUGGACAUCAAAUAUGAAGACUACACAUACACCCCGACGUCAAUCGCCCCACAGAAUUCCUGGUGUGCGCUGUCCCAAGCGUGAUGUGAGACCUACUACCUUUUCUAAACCUCUCCAGUGCAUUCUGGGAGAAAAGACUUUUAACAAGAUCUACCUAAUAGAACCUUUACACAAAUGUAGAGAGACGGAGCUUAGGAAUGCAAGAGAUUGACUGUAAUUUGUGCUACUUUGCCUCGUUGCUUUAUUGUGGCAUAUCGGUCUGUGAUGUCACGGCCAAUUCCGGUGGGCGACAAGCAGAAGCUGCGGCUCGGCAACAGUUCUCAAGUUCCUUAAGCAAUGAUCGGGAGGACAAAAAACAUGCUUUUUAUGACUUCUGAACAUGUUUCAUGGCUUAGAUGUUAAUGAUUAAUUUUUAAGAUACAUUAUUUAUGUUGAGAUAAGAAUGGUGGAGGCACACAAGUCUCUCCCAUAAUUCCCCUUAUCCUUCAGGGAAUGCGUCUUUAUGGUCGUUAUGACUUUAGAUCGCAUACUUUCCCUGGAUGAGGCUUUUAAAAGUUUCAUUGUUGUUUUUGCUGAUUCCAGACACUUUUAAUGCUGUAUUGUAUUCCUCCGAUGAUCCAAAGUGCAAUGACCCUCGCUUUUCAGCAAAUUUUGAAAAGGGGCACAUUUAUAUUAAUUGUGUUUUGUCUGAAUAUGUUAACCUAAAUUUAUUUGCUGUAUUUUGUUGAUAUAUAUUGGAAUUAUAUCAUUGUUUUAUUGCAUAUAAAACUGCCAAACAUCUGCUUUGUGUCCGCACUUG